GCGAGGGAAAGGCGGGCGGGCAGAGCGGGUCUGGGCGCCGCAGCCCGGCAGGGAUGCGGUAUGGCCGUGGGCUCCGUGAAGAUGCCGUCGCCAUGUGAGGGCGCGGAACCGGUCCGCAGCUGGAGCCCCGGCGGCGGAGCCCACGAGCCGGUGCAGCUGCGGCAGAAGCUGCGGGAGCUGCCGGCGCUGCUGCGGAGCGGGCUGACGCUGCGGAGGAAGAGCGCCGCUGCCGCCGGCCGGACCCUGUCCAGAAGAAUUUCAAAUCCCUAUUUGGAAACUCCUUCCAACAAGAUUUAUGGAGAAAGUUCAUCCUGUGCUGGGAGAGCUCUCAGAAAUAUUUUUACUAUGCAAGCUUCUGACCUGAUUAAAGACAGGGUGUACCUUACUGGCAUUUGCAGGAGAAGCUGUGUUGGAUCAGAGCUGGUAGACUGGCUCUUGGAGCAGUGCCCUUUUGUGAAGUGCAGGUCUACAGCAGCUGGAGUGUGGCAGCUCCUCCUGGAUAUGGGCAUUAUAUUAUCAGUGGACAGACAACUCUAUUUCCAAGACACUCAUGCUUUCUACCAGUUCUCAGCAGAUGAAUGUACCUACCUUUUCUGUGAAUUUGAGAAAGAGGAAGGAUGGAAGAAUGGAGUAAAGCUCCUACUUCAGCUGUUGCCAUUGUCUCCUCCCAGGAUUGACAUGUGUAAUCUGCCUGAUCAAAAAAUAGAAGACACAGCAGAGACCAAUGCUGAAAUUCUUGCUCGUCUCACUUCUGCGGUACAGAGAGAACUGGCUGCUGUCAUUGCCUUGAAAGCGAGGAAGUCAGCAAUUCAUCAAAAUGAAGAAAACAACAGUCAAGAAAUGAAAGGACUAGAAGAGCUCAAGGAUACCUCUGAUGCUCAGGCAGGGGUUUUGUGCAAGCUUCAGGGGAGAGAUGACAUCGGACGGAUUGAGCUGGUCCAGAAGCUGGCGAGAGAAAACUGCCAGUUUUUGCAGGCAGAUAGGAAGCCAACGGAGAAGACAGAACAAGCCAGCGAUGGAGGCGGCGGCGAGCGGGCACGGGAGGAGGCCGGCGCAGCACUGGUGCUGCGGAAGGUGUGGUCACGCAGCCCGGCCCCCGAGCGGCGCGGGAGAUAUGUGGUGGUGUCGGGGACGCCGGAGAAGAUUUUGGAGCAUCUCCUCAGCGACCUGCACCUGGAAGCCGCACAGGACAAAGAGACGGAAACGCUCCUGGACGACUUCCUUCUCACGUACACAGUCUUCAUGACAACUGAUGACUUGUGCCAGGCACUUCUGAGGCACUAUUGUGCUAAGAACCACCAAGGGAAAGAAGACGACUCAGAUGUGUCCUGUAGGAAACGAAAAGUCUUGCAUUUGGUGUCUCAGUGGACUUCUCUCUACAAAGACUGGUUGCAUGAAGAUGAGCAUUUAAAACAGUUUUUAAAGACAAUAUACAGGAAUGUGUUAGAUGAUGUGUAUGAAUAUCCCAUUCUUGAGAAGGACCUGAAGGAGUUCCAGAAGAUACUUGGCAUGCAUCGUCGUCACACUGUAGAUGAGUAUUCACCUCACCGAAAGAAUAAAACCUUUUUCCACCAAUUCAGUCUAAAGGAGAACUGGCUGCAGCACAAAGGAACCAUGAAUGAAACAGAAGAAAUUUUCUGCCGUGUGUAUAUAACAGAGCACUCCUACGUCAGUGUGAAAGCUCAAGUAUCCACUUCAGCUCAGGAGAUACUGAAGAUUGUAGCAGAAAAGAUCCAGUACCCAGAGGAGGAAUUGGCACUAGUGACAGUCACGUUCUCUGGUGAAAAGCAUGAACUGCAACCAAAUGACUUGGCUAUCUCAAAGUCUUUUGAGUCCUCCAGUCGUAUGUUUGUCUACCACAAAGAUCUGACUGAUUCUUUGAGCCCAUUUGCUGAAAAUGAGGAAUUGCAGCAAAGGUCUGUGAGAAUUUUGGGUAUCAACACCUGGGAUCUCGCCUUAGAAUUAACAAACUUUGACUGGAGCCUCUUCAAUGCAAUUCAUGAGCAAGAGCUGAUAUACUUCACAUUCAGCAGACAGGGCAGCGCUGAAAACACCGAGAAUCUCAGCCUUCUGCUUCAAAGAUGCAACGAGGUCCAGCUUUGGGUCGCCACCGAGAUCCUCCUCUGCAGCCAGCUCUGCAAACGUGUACAGCUAGUCAAGAAGUUCAUUAAGAUUGCUGCCCACUGUAAAGCCCAAAGAAAUCUGAAUUCGUUCUUCGCCAUUGUCAUGGGCCUCAACACUGCGUCUGUCAGCCGGCUCUCUCAGACCUGGGAGAAAAUUCCUGGGAAGUUCAAGAAACUUUUCACUGAACUCGAAAGUUUGACAGACCCUUCCCUGAAUCACAAAGCUUACAGAGAUGCAUUCAAGAAAAUGAAAUCCCCGAAGAUCCCCUUCAUGCCCUUACUUCUGAAAGAUGUAACAUUCAUUCAUGAAGGAAAUAAAACUUUUCUGGAUAACCUUGUUAAUUUUGAAAAGCUGCACAUGAUUGCAGAUACUGUUCGGUCAUUGAGACACUGCAGAAAUAACCAGUUUGGCAAUGAAGUUCCUUCAAAAGAACAUCAUGAGCUGAAGCCAUACGUCCAUCACCUGCAUGUCAUCGACAACCAGCAAGCUCUGUUUGAGCUUUCUCACAGGAUAGAGCCGCGAGCGUGAGCGUGCACAGCUUUACAUAACCUUGUAACUGCAGCACUUUGAAUUAAGUGAAUGUUUAUGCCAAGCAUGUUGCUUCCCUAUAUAAGAACAGUUUACUGAGUUUUAUCAGUAGCUCACACAAUGUGCACAGGAAAAUCGGGCAAGAGCCGGCAGAGGAGCUGCUUGCAGAGUUGCAGGGCAAGCGUGGUGCCAUCCCCGCUGGUCAGCAGGAUGGGAGGGAGCGGAGCCACAGCCGUUGAGCUCAGGAGCUUGGUUUCUGUGAAAGUAUUGUUUGGUCCAGUGUAGUUUUCAAUGCUGAUUCUGCCAGUAUUAGAAUGAAGGGAAUUGUCAUGUCACAACAGCAAAACAUUUCAGCAAGCAGCAUGCCGCAAAGGGAUUGACUCUCUGCUUGCCACAGCACGUACCUCACUAAUUCAAGGCUGCCAAAGCGUCGUUGCCAAAAAUACUUUGCGAUCUGCGCAGCUCCCCUGAGUCCACUGGAGGAUCUUAUUUGCUGUGAGUGUGAACAACUGAAAAUGGGAGUAUAAAAAGACAGCUCUCCAAAUGAAACUCAAGAGUGCAUCGUGAUGUGGAGGUCAGCAGUAAGCGGUUCAUGCUGUUGUGGCCCCUUAAUCUGCUUUCUAAAACAUGCUGUAAGAGCCAAUCCACUUACGGACACAACUGUUUGGACACUGAAAAUGUGUUAUUUUCUUCCUUUUCAGUUAUCCCAGUGCCACCUCUUGCAGUUAACCUGGUGUAAAUUACUACAGCAGGAGCUUUGUGUUCUUGGAUUCCCGCCUCCUUGGUGUCUAUUUAGAGGCAAUGCCUAGAUCCACCUCCAUUCCUAACCCACCUCCUGGAAGUACUCUUUCAGCAGGUAAAAAUCUCACCUAACUUGCACACACUCCUAGUUGCUAAAGAGCAAAAGGGUGCACCUUACAGGGCACCAGUGUAAUUACCUGCAUACCCACCAGGCUGUGAGCAUCACAGUCCCUUUACUGCUUCUGUCUCACACCUCUGCCUAGCAAAUUUUCAUGCAGCCAAAAGUACUACUCCUGAGCAUCUACGGAGGCAGCAUUUCUAAAGUCAUGUCUACAGCCGACCUGCAUCUAAGCAUCGCUGUCACCAUAGCUUUGGUUUUCAGUGCUGGGAAGUUGUCCUGAAAUAAUCUGGUGAAUGCCAGAGGCAGUGUACAGCGUGCUGCUCUGUCUGGCACAUGUUUGUACAUCGACUCAAGGGUAACAGUCCCUUUACAGAGCAGGGAAGAUACGUUGCUUUGCUUGCCCGUCUUCAUUGUAUGUUUUUUCCCUGUGAGAGAGACUUCCAAGGAAACGCUCCUUUACUGAACUGUGGAAAUCCUGAAGUAGCAUGCUUCAUCAUUGUGUUAUCUCUGGUUUAAAUGGAUUUUAAAAAAGAAAAAGGAA
Dryobates pubescens (Downy woodpecker) is the source of this 4055-nucleotide messenger RNA. It is a transcript of the gene RAPGEF5, whose product is annotated as Rap guanine nucleotide exchange factor 5. The coding region runs from base 61 to 2652 and encodes 863 amino acids. NCBI's taxonomy places the organism in Eukaryota, Metazoa, Chordata, Aves, Piciformes, Picidae. Gene Ontology annotation, molecular function: guanyl-nucleotide exchange factor activity. The transcript has 26 exons. Gene Ontology annotation, biological process: positive regulation of GTPase activity; Ras protein signal transduction. The record is from RefSeq and is a predicted model, not a curated record. Gene Ontology annotation, cellular component: plasma membrane.